Messenger RNA from Megachile rotundata (alfalfa leafcutting bee), 2413 nucleotides. Its product is annotated as calcyphosin-like protein. The record is from RefSeq and is a predicted model, not a curated record. Gene Ontology annotation, molecular function: calcium ion binding. Lineage: Eukaryota; Metazoa; Arthropoda; Insecta; Hymenoptera; Megachilidae.
AAAUUAUAAAUAACUCCACGAAUAUUUUAUUUAUUCAAUUGCAUUACUCAAGAUAAUUAGAUGAUGACAAGAGUCGAUCGAAACAAAGAUCGGAUAUGUUACGCUUCAACGAAACCACACAAUCAAAUAAUUUCUAGAACGUAAUAUUCUAAUGUUACUACUUAAGUGGUCUUGUAUAAGUUUCAUUUAACAGAUACAUAUUUGGCCGCAAUAAAAUAUAUAUUUUUACAUUGUAUUUGCAGAGAAUGUAAAAACUUUUGAAUCUAUAAACUUGAAAAUUUAGCAGUACAGAGUUUUCGAACUUUAUAGAUCAUCCGUGAGUGUACGCCAUUUGUACGCCUUGCAAGUACAGUUGCCUAUCACUUCUCUAAAGUCUCUUCAUUAAAUUAUAAUUACCUGAAUUGAUCAAUCAAGGUUAAAGCAACUUAUACUGAAAACCUGAUUUGUUCACCCUAAGAAUAUUUCCGACAGUCAUUGAUAACACGUAACAGUUCAAGACUGUUACGAGUAAAAAGAUAUGAAUUAUCCAUUGAAUGAUUGGUAAGAAAAUUAGUAUUAGCAAUUGAUCACGCGUGAAUUUUUUUCUGACAUACAUGUUGUGGCCAGUCGGUCGUUAUGGAUACAUGUACUACAAACCAUCGUACGGAUCGUACACGUCGUAUACACCUUGUUUUCAUACAUGAAUGUAUCCUCCUCCUUACACGAGUGUGAUCCAAUGUGUGUAGGUCUAUAUAGAAUACGCCACGAGAAUCCCAUACUGUCACUUGCCUUCCGGUCCUCUUCAGAGGGACCACGAAUGUUUCUUUCAUUUUUAUCGUAUCAAGAUUUCCUUAAAAAACCGCUGAUCACGGUUUUAUUCCAAUUCCCUGGAAAUUAAGGGAUGUUCUUUAACAGACCACAAAGUGCGACGACGAGACACGAGACUGAGCUGAUCCAGAAGGCCCAACGGGCCAUACAUACAGUCACGGAUUCCAUAGAGAAACUUCGUCUCCUCUGCCUGGCCAGAGGUGCCAAUGGCAUCAUUGGUUUGGGUAGAGCGUUCCGUCGCAUGGACGAUGAUGGAAACAAAAAACUGAAUCUAGAAGAAUUCAUAAACGGCAUACACGAAACUGGUUUGGAAAUCUCAGAUGAAGAGAUUCAGGAAAUUUUCAACAAAUUCGACACAGACAACGAUGGAAGCGUCAGCGUCGAUGAAUUCAUCGUUGCCAUACGACCUCCUAUGUCUCAAAGCCGUAAGAACGUGGUGGAUCAGGCUUUCAAGAAAUUGGACAAAACUGGAGACGGAGUGAUUACGAUCGACGAUCUACGAGGUGUUUACAAUGUCAAAUCUCAUCCACGGUAUAUAAGCGGGGAAGAGAGCGAGGAGAGUAUAUUGAACAGAUUUUUGGCAAACUUUGAGCAAAACAACACCACAGAUGGCACUGUAACAGAGGAGGAAUUCAUGAACUAUUACAGCGCAAUUAGCGCGAGCAUCGACCAUGACGCGUAUUUUGACUUGAUGAUGCGGAACGCAUAUAAGCUUUAAAUGCGCAACGCACCGUUUCGAGAUAAAUUAUCAUUCUGCCAGUUCGUUUCUGUGGCUUCAACAUGUGGCCACUAUCAGCACACAGUUACUAUUAAUCUUAGGUCAAUUUUCUAGCAAGGAUGCCAAGCUUUCGCGGUUAAUGUCAACCUUUAAACAAUUCAUUGUGAUUUCUUGGAGGUCGGUUGUAAUGCCAAGUGGUAUAGAUGUUCACACAGCUGCUUGUAGCGCCUACUAAAAAAUUUAUUUACAAGUUGAUGAAACUAUAAUCGAGCAUAGUGGUGUCAUUUAAUAACGUGUAAUUACUGUAAAGUUGAUCUACGCUAGAACGAUGACUGCAGCAGUUCCAUAAAAAAAAACAGUGAAAAAAUGCAAAGAGUGAUAAAUAAUAUAUAGCAUAUUUCAAGAUAAUUUGCAAUGUCGUUUAAAUUAUUUAAUCUCGUAAAUAUUUGAAAUUAUUCUUAUCUUUGGAAAAUGUAUAAAAUAUUGAUGUGCAUACUUCUUACCUCGGCAAGAAUGAAUUUGAAAGUUUCUGCGCCAAGUUGUUUACUUAAGCAUGUACAUAUAGACGCGUGAAAUGUGUGCGUUGUGCAUUGCACGCAAGGACAGAAGUUGGUUACAGGGUCCAAUACAGUAAAGUAAGAACAUGUAUCCACACUGUAAAAUAAUGUGCGUAUGUACAUACACAUAUGGAAGCGAUUCAUACAAAAUUACACUGUGAUUACCUUCGACAGUUCCGACUACGAAUUUUUAAUUCCUCAGGCGUAACUUCUUGCACUGUAAUCUAAUAAUUUUUUAAUUCGUAUCACUUUAAAUAAUAAAAUGUUAUUAUAAUCGUACGUGAAUAUGUUAAUAUGUAUGUUAAAACCAAUACACGUUGAAUGUGAUCAA